Fimicolochytrium jonesii is the source of this 2208-nucleotide messenger RNA. RefSeq lists its product as uncharacterized. Bases 160 to 1806 code for a protein of 548 amino acids. NCBI's taxonomy places the organism in Eukaryota, Fungi, Chytridiomycota, Chytridiomycetes, Spizellomycetales, Powellomycetaceae. Gene Ontology annotation, molecular function: RNA binding; aspartate-tRNA ligase activity; ATP binding. The transcript has 10 exons. Gene Ontology annotation, cellular component: aminoacyl-tRNA synthetase multienzyme complex; cytoplasm; cytosol. Gene Ontology annotation, biological process: aspartyl-tRNA aminoacylation. The record is from RefSeq and is a predicted model, not a curated record.
CUGUGUUUUCAUGUUCGUGACUCAUCUGUGUGGAUGACUCACAACCCCGAGUAAAAAGUUGCCAUAGGAACUCACAACUCAUCCGUACUGCGAUCGACCAAUACUUAAUUGCGGCCGUCGUCACAAGAUCCCUCAACCUUGGUCGUUAAAACCCCAAACAUGUCAGAAUCCACAGAAAAAGCAGUGGAGGAGCUCACCAAGAACGUAGAGGGGAUUGUCCUGGGAGAGGAUGGCAAGCCACUUUCCAAGUCGGCAUUGAAGAAGCUCGAGAAGGAGCGUGAGAAGGAGAAGAAGAAGCAGGAGCGUGAAGCCAAGUUGGCUGCUGAGAAAGCUGCACGCGAAGCCGCGAAUCCCGAUUACUCAAAAAAUCGCUAUGGACUGCUUCCAACAAACAAAUCUCAGGAGCGAACAGGUCGGCAUCGAACCCGGAUCGUGGACCUGAACGGAAGUCCAGUUGGCAGCACAGUUCUCCUCAGCGCCCGUGUUCAGAACUCCCGUCCUACCGGUAGCAAAAAGUGCUUCCUUACAUUGCGUCAGGGAACCGUUACAGUUCAGUGCGUGUUGACGGUGGAUGCCGAGAAGAUUAGUGGACACAUGCAGAAGUUUGCAGCCGGAAUCUCUUCCGAGUCGCUCGUGUUAGUGGAGGCCACUGUUGUCAAAGCUCUGCAACAAGUGCAAUCAUGCACGAUCCAGGACCUUGAGCUCGCGAUCGAGAAGAUCCACGUUAUCAGCGAGGCCAGCAGGUUGCCUUUUACUUUGGAGGAUGCCUCCCGCCCCGAGACCGACUACGAAACUGACCCCGCACUUGUGCGCGUGAAGCUUGACACGCGGUUGGACCAUCGCCCAAUCGACUUGAGGACGACAACAAACCAUGCCAUUUUCCGCAUGCAACACGGAGUUUGCCGGCUGUUCCGCGAAUUCCUGGAGAGCAAGAACUUCAUCGAGAUCCACACCCCGAAGUUGCUCGGUGCAGCAAGCGAAGGUGGUGCCAACGUCUUCAAGGUUGAAUACUUCAAAGAGAAGGCGUUCCUGGCGCAGUCCCCUCAAUUCUACAAACAGAUGAUGAUCACCUCCGACUUCGAGAGGGUUUUCGAGAUCGGACCAGUUUUCCGCGCUGAGAACUCCCACACUCAUCGUCAUAUGACCGAGUUCGUUGGACUCGAUCUCGAGAUGGCCUUCGAGGAGCACUACCAUGAAGUGCUCGACCUUUUCGACGGUCUUUUCACACACAUGAUCAAAGGUUUGAAGGAGCGGUAUGCUAAGGAGAUCGAGGUCAUCAAGAAACAAUAUCCUUUCGAGGACUUCGAGUUUGGUGACAGCUGCUUGAAACUGGAGUUCCCCGAAGCCAUUAAGCUUCUCCGUGAGCAUGGUGUUGAAAUCGGUGACUUUGACGAUUUCAGCACCGAGACAGAACGUACCCUGGGCCGCCUGGUGAAAGAGAAAUACCACACCGACUUUUUCAUGCUCGACAAGUUCCCCUUGGCCGUGCGACCCUUCUACACCAUGCCUGACCCAAACAAGCAGGGUUACAGCAACUCAUACGAUUUCUUCAUGCGCGGAGAGGAAAUUCUUUCCGGAGCUCAGCGUGUCCACGACCCGAAGCUCCUGCAAGAACGCGCGGAAACUUUCGAGCCCCCAAUUGACCCCGCCACCAUCCAGCCGUACCUCGACGCGUUCAAGUACGGUGCACCCCCGCAUGCCGGAGGUGGUAUCGGUCUUGAGCGUGUCCUCAUGCUGUUCCUGAACCUCGGCAACAUCCGCAAAACUUCUCUCUUCCCCCGUGACCCCGUCCGUCUGAACCCGUAGAUCCAGCAAACAUCUAUGUACAUUCGUAGCAACCUCCCCGAUAGCACUCUUUUUCUUAUUGUCAGACACGCCGCAUACCAUAGAUGUACACAUCGCAGCCGUUCAUCAUAUCUCGCUUUUGCCGCCUUUACCUUUGUGAAUAUGUUUUAUCUGAGAUUUUCCUUUGGGAGGGCUAUUCUGACUAUUGCAAUAUAUGUAUGUUCGCCAUUAUGACUACUACAAUGAUGUUAUUGAAGUCUACAGGACUACACCUACAGUCAGAGAUCUAGCACUUUGUCAAAUUCGUAUACUGAUGAGCAUCCCCAUCAUUAAGAAACGUCGCCAAAACGAUGCUCAGCGCGAUGUUAUGGCGGGCAUUGACGGCGGUCUGCGGAUCAUCGGCCCAUGAUUCCGUGACCUCAC